AUGGCCAACCCGCCGCAGCCUCCGUCCCUGUUCCGCAACCCGUGGGCGAGAGCUGACGCAUGGAGGAAGCACCCGGUGUUCCAGCAGCGGAACAUGCUCAGCAGGAUGUUCCCUGGUUUUGGGAUAGCGGUCGUUGCAUUCACUAGCUACGUUGUUGCCGAGAAGCUUUUCUUCCCUGAAGAAAGCCACCACCAUUAA
This is a messenger RNA of Phanerochaete carnosa HHB-10118-sp, 198 nucleotides long. RefSeq lists its product as uncharacterized. Gene Ontology annotation, cellular component: mitochondrion. The transcript has a single exon. Gene Ontology annotation, biological process: mitochondrial respiratory chain complex I assembly; electron transport chain. The record is from RefSeq and is a predicted model, not a curated record. NCBI's taxonomy places the organism in Eukaryota, Fungi, Basidiomycota, Agaricomycetes, Polyporales, Phanerochaetaceae. Bases 1 to 198 code for a protein of 65 amino acids.